This is a messenger RNA of Arabis nemorensis, 654 nucleotides long. Lineage: Eukaryota; Viridiplantae; Streptophyta; Magnoliopsida; Brassicales; Brassicaceae. The record is from the annotation of a GenBank genome assembly.
AUGAUGUCUAUUGCGAGCCAUCUUGUUGUUGUUGUUACCAUGUUGGUCGCAGCCGUUGCCGUCGCGGAAUCCGACAUGCUUCAAGAUGUUUGUGUUGCCGAUUUAUCCAAUGCGGUCAAAGUCAACGGGUACACUUGCAAGGCGUCAACACAAGUAACACCGGAAGACUUCUACUUCCAAGGCUUAGCCUCCGUCGCCGUCACCUCUAACUCCUCCACCGGCUCAGUCGUGACAGGAGCUAACGUAGAGAAGCUGCCAGGACUCAACACACUCGGCCUCUCCAUGUCCCGCAUCGACUACGCACCAAACGGCCUAAACCCACCACACAUGCACCCACGCGCCUCCGAGAUCAUCUUCGUCCUCGAGGGUCAGCUCUACGUCGGUUUCGUAACAACCGCCGGAAAACUCAUCGCCAGGUACUUGAACAAAGGAGACGUCUUCGUCUUCCCUAAAGGACUCCUCCAUUUCCAGAAGAACACUGCCAAAUCAGCUCCGGCCUCUGUCCUUGCCGCCUUCGAUAGCCAAUUGCCCGGAACACAAUCACUCGUCGCCUCUCUCUUCGGAGCUCUUCCCGACGACAUUCUCGGUAAGGCAUUCCAGAUCAAACCCAAACAGAUUAAGAAGAUCAAGUCCAGAUUCCCAGCCAAGAAAUGA